Molecule: messenger RNA, 384 nt
Organism: Cantharellus anzutake
Lineage: Eukaryota; Fungi; Basidiomycota; Agaricomycetes; Cantharellales; Hydnaceae
Exons: 1
Source: RefSeq, a predicted model, not a curated record
GCCAAGAAUCGAUUUGUCUGGUUACGGGGAUCUCCUGGGACGGGGAAGACUGCCAUAGCCAUGAGUGUUGCAUCCACCCUCAAAGCACAAGGCACUCUGGCAGCAUCCUUUUUUUGGGAUAAAAACCAGACCGGAUCAGGCCUUGAUUCUACUAAACAGUUCCCUUCCACGCUUGCACACCAACUUGCAUGCUUCAAUGAGGACUUCAAGAUGUCACUUGUCAGGUGCCUUCGGCAGCAAGAUCUGCAAUUGGUCCAGGAUCUGCCUCUGGACAAGCAACUGAAAUCUCUUGUUAUCGAGCCUAUGCGUAAUCUGACAAAGAUACUGCCUUCUGGGAAAGAUCGCCCUGUCAUUGUCUUAGAUGGUUUGGAUGAGUGUGGAGAU